This is a messenger RNA of Vespa crabro (European hornet), 3946 nucleotides long. RefSeq names its product ras-related protein Rab-37-like. The record is from RefSeq and is a predicted model, not a curated record. Gene Ontology annotation, cellular component: Golgi apparatus; endosome. NCBI's taxonomy places the organism in Eukaryota, Metazoa, Arthropoda, Insecta, Hymenoptera, Vespidae. The transcript has 7 exons. Gene Ontology annotation, molecular function: GTP binding; GTPase activity. The coding region runs from base 1992 to 2858 and encodes 288 amino acids.
UUCUUUCUUUCUUCUUCUGCUUGUAUACGGAUAACUCUCUGUUUAUUUGUAAACAGAACGGGAAUUUGUAUAUCUAUUUGUGUAGAGUGGGGGGAGAGGGGUUAUGUAUGCUAUAUAUUAUAUUUAUUUAUUAGUAGUGAGGUAAAACUCAUUUUCUUGGGUAAGUUUUAAGUUCUCCUCCCCCUCUUCAUUUCGAAACUUCUCUAUUCCCCCUCUCCUCCCUCCUGCUUUGGUUCUUUGUACAUCUAAAAAGAGGUUCCUUCCCCCCUGUGUCUCUCUCUUAUUAAAUAUGAUAUAACAUUAGUAUAUUAUUAGCUAGUGCGCGCAGUGUGUCUUGUAAUAUCCCCAUAUUAAGCAUUUCCCCCGCGCACGCGCGCUCUCUUCUUCCCCCGUCCAAUAGUUUCACACAAUGAUGAUACUCUAUAAGUUUGCCGAGAUUCUGACGAUCGAACUCCCUUCAAUGGGAGAUCUCGUUGAAUCGAUGAAACCUUCGCAACUGCAGUCAUAGUUACUCUGAGUGUGAAAAAUGUUGAAACCUUACAAGAGGGGGAGAGUAGAAGAGAGGAGAGGCGGGAUGAAAAUUUAUAUUUUUCUGUUUUUUAUAAAAGCGUACAACUUGGUAAACUAAUAACGAAUAGAGAAUUUUAUUACAAUUUGUGUGUUGUGUGUGUGAUGCCUUUAAAGAAACCGAGGAUAAAAGAAUAUUAAUGUAUUAUUUGUAUCAUGUUCAUACAAUUAAAUGUGGUAAACUUCGUUGAUGGAUACAAAAUUAGUACGAUAGAAAAAUAAUUCUAUCACUUUGUUAUACACUUUUUACUAUGAAAUUAAAGUGCUCUAAUAAUUUUUCUUUUUUAUAUCGUAUCUAAUAGAAAUAUUUUUUCUUAUUUUAACGCGUGAGAAAAGUUUAAUUAUUAUAAAUCUUUUUUGUUAUUAAAUUAUAAUGAAAGAUUUCAUCUCAUAAUAACUUUUUUCGAUGAAAAUAUAAGUUCGUAAUUCAUGCUUAGAAAUCACUUAGCCUAUUUUAUUUCAUUUCAUUUCAUUUUAUUCAUACGUCAUACAGAUACAUUCUGUUCGAGGUAAUAUUAUGAAUGGCGCCACCAAUCGGAUCAUACCCGUUUACCAUCCCUUAAGAAGCUUAAUUUACGCUAAGCACUAAAGGGUCUCUUACGAACGACAGGUGUAAUAUAAGUCGAUCCAAAGUAGUAGAUUGAAUUGCUUCCGCUUUAUAUCAAUGCUGUUUCGAGUCGAUCCAACUUUGGAUGACUGGGGGUCUUUGGGUGAUGGGACUUUAAAAUAUUUUUCGCACGAGCCUCUCAUUAUUCAUCUCAUUAUCAAGAAAGAGACAUAACAAAAAAAUAUUCAAUAUUUAUCACAACACUUUACCAAGGUUUUUAUGUUAUAUGACUGAAAAGGUUACUCAACAGUUUGGGACAGGUAUUUGAUAUUAAAAUGAAAAACUAUUAACACGUGAUCUUAGAUGGAAGAAACAGAAAAAAGAAAAGAAAAGAAAAAAUAGAUAUUCAACAAUAGUAAACCGAAAGAUUGUUAUCUUACUGGAGUCGCAGUUUGUAGCAAGAGAAAGAAGAAAAGGAGAAAAAGGAAAAGGAGAAGAAGUACGAGGAGAGAAAUACGAAGAAGCUCGUUCUCGGUAGAACGGGUCCCGAUUACGUCUGGAGUUGAAUGACCCUUAGGUUGUGUGGCAGGAGGUACAAAGAGAGUGAACGAGAGAGAGAGAGAGAGAGAGAGAGAGAGAGAGAGAGAGAGAGAGAGAGAAAGAGAGAGAGAGAGAGAGAGAGAGAGAAGAGAGAAAGCAAGAGAAGGAGAGAAGAAAGUCGAAGAAAAGCAAGAGUAAAGCAAGGGCACGAGACAACGACGAAGAUCAAGACGAUCAAGAGGAGUAAGAGGAGAACAAGGAAGACGACGAAGACGACGACGGCAAGGAGUGGCUGAGAAGAAGAAGAGCAAAUUGGUGCUUCCGGUAACAGGGGUCCAUGAGUACCGUGGAGGAAAGCGUGCGUAACGUGACAAAACGUAACAAGCUUAGUUCACGUUGUGGCACGAGCGAGCCGACCGAUUGGAGCAGCUCGACUACUCCCACCAGUGAUACAUGGGACCCAGUCCAGGUGGUCCCCACCGCCGAGACAUCGAGAUUCUCGUCCGCCUCUCUCAGGACCCAGGAUCCGUUGGGCCUUCCGAGCCGUCGCUUCGACAACCUCGACUCGACCGCUCAGCAAGCCACACCCGAUCAAGUUGACUUCUUCUUCAAGGUUAUGCUAUUGGGCGACAGUGGAGUCGGAAAGACCUGCCUACUUACUCGUUUUCGCGAUGGUCGUUUCUUAUCUGGAAACUACAUAACUACCGUCGGCAUUGAUUUCAGGAACAAGAUCGUUACUGUCGAUGAAACAAGAGUGAAAUUGCAGAUUUGGGAUACCGCCGGACAGGAAAGAUUUCGUAGCGUGACUCACGCGUACUACAGAGACGCUCAUGCUCUUCUAUUGCUGUACGACGUAACGAACAAGACGAGCUUUGAUAAUAUCAGGGCCUGGCUCAGCGAGAUCCGGGAACAUGCCAAUGAGGACGUUGUUAUCAUGUUGCUCGGCAACAAAUCAGAUUGUGGACAGGAACGAAUGGUCAAGACAGAAGACGGCGAAAGAUUGGCGCAAGAGUACAAAGUUCCUUUCAUGGAAACCUCCGCCAAGACCGGACUCAACGUCGAAUUGGCAUUUCUCGCGGUAGCUAGAGAAUUGAAAGCUAGAAAGAGCAGUGACCCAGACGAUACGAAAUUCAAUGUACAGGAUUAUGUGCGUCAACAAUCAAAACGAAGUUCUUGCUUCAACUCUAAUUGUUUGACAACCUAAACUUGAUCGCGGCAUAAUUAUAGACCCUCGCUCGUAAAUCUUUUUAAUCGUUUGGAUUGGCGGAACGAUGGAAUGGAAACCGGAACUGGUUGGCUGUUGAAUUGUGAUAUGGUAUUUUCAUUAAUUCGAACACAACGGACUAUGAGCACAUAAAAAAGUAAUGAAAUUUAUUUUGAUUUCCAUUUCGUUUAUGAAUUAAAAAAAGCAAUAACAAAAAAUAGAAAUCAAAAAGAAAGAAAAAAAAUAGAAAUGAUGAUAGAUCUCGUCAAGAUGUAUAAUUUGGAAUUUAUAUAUAGAUUAAAUCAAGAUAAGAUAAUCAAGCAAAAUCACUACAAGCUAAAAUCUAGUUUCUUCAAAAAAAGAAAGAAAAGAAAUUACAAGGAAUGACCCGACUUGACACAAUUCGUUGCAAAAUUUUGAUAUAAUAGAAAAUUUUGUCGUUAAUCGCACAAAAUGAUUAGAAACAAAAAAAGAAGUGAAUCAGUUGUAUUCGUUUUGUUAGAUAUUGUUUUUUCGAUCGACGAUCGUUGAUUUGAACAUAAUUUAUUAUUUAUAAAGAAGUUAUGCUGAGAUGAAAAUUUGUAAAAAUUAUCUACAAUUUUGAAACAUCGUACGUUGACUAUAAGAAUUACUAGAAACACAUAGGAUGUAGUAUACUUUUCGAAAAAUUUCGAUGCAUUUAUGGUCCAAAUAGUUAACAGAACGAUUAACGAGCUUAUAAUAUCAUUUUUCAAUAAGAAAUUUUUGAUACCACCUUGAAUACUAUUUUUUCAAAUCUUGGUGAUUUUUAAACACGGACAUUUGCUCAAACGAAUAGUAUAGAUGAUGAUUAAGAUUUUUUAAAUAUUUUUUUAACAAAUCAAAUAUACGAAUAAUUUUAUUGAUCUCGUUUUUAUUAAUUUUAUGAUAAAUCCAUCGUUGAAUACGAGCAUGUUGUAUCUGGACAAAAGAAAUGUGCAUCAUAUAAGUUAUAAGAUAUACAUAUAAAUUGUAAAUAUACAAAGUGUAUGUUAAACGUGUACAAAAGAUAACAAACAAUGUAUGAUAAUGUAAGGUCGAAGAAUAAAGAAUGAUCAAAAAAUUGCAAA